AUGUCGCUUCAGCAGACGGCGUACAGCGCAUGCUCACGCAAGGUGCACUGCGUGAGUAAACACUACCUGGACGAUCCAUUUGUCCACUUCUUCGCCAAGGACACAACGCUGGUCAACAGUCCCUUGAUGAACCGUGGAACAUGGCUCCGGACCGUUGCAAUAGAACGUGCACUGUUGUCGUUUGCCAAGAACCGGUCGAUGGAUGGUCCACUACAGGUGAUCAGCUUUGGCGCAGGCAUCGACACACUGUACUUUCGCUUGAAGAAAGAACACACGGAGGUUAAUAUCGGGCGUUACAUCGAACUUGACCUCCCGGACUUGGUGGCCGAAAAGAGAGGCGUCAUAGAGCGAGUCGGAGAAAUGAAACAACUUAUUGGCCCUGAGUAUGAGCUAGUUGCAUGUGACCUCCGGAAAACCGAUGAGUUGCGUGAAAUACUGAAAAAGGUAGUGUGCAGUGAUAUGCCCACUAUAUUAUUGGCGGAAAUGGUAUUUGUCUACCUAGAAGAAAGCACCACCACUGCCAUUCUUGAGCUGACACUUAACGAGCUGCUUAACAAAGAUGUGUGUGUGUUGUUUAUCUCCUAUGACGCUAUUCGCCCCAAUGAUCGUUUUGGGGAAGUGAUGGUGAAUUCCCUCGCGUCCAUGGGCGUUCCGCUGCUUGGCAUCAAAGCAUUACCUACGCCUGAGGCCCACGCGGAAAGAUGCAAGAAGGUAGGGCUAACAAGUGUUAUGGCAAAAUCUAUGAAGCAACUGUAUCUUUGCGUCCCACAGGAGACACAGCGGUGGCUUCAAAAACUUGAAAUGGUGGAUGACUGGGAUGAGUGGUGUAUUAUGCAUGACCACUACAGCUUUGUCCUGGCAACAAACAAGGCAGAGAGUUUGCCAGCGGUUUUCUAA
Molecule: messenger RNA, 897 nt
Organism: Trypanosoma conorhini
Lineage: Eukaryota; Euglenozoa; Kinetoplastea; Trypanosomatida; Trypanosomatidae
Product: leucine carboxyl methyltransferase
Exons: 1
Coding region: 1-897 (298 amino acids)
Biological process (GO): methylation
Molecular function (GO): methyltransferase activity
Source: RefSeq, a predicted model, not a curated record